Molecule: messenger RNA, 2413 nt
Organism: Engraulis encrasicolus (European anchovy)
Lineage: Eukaryota; Metazoa; Chordata; Actinopteri; Clupeiformes; Engraulidae
Gene: poldip2
Product: polymerase (DNA-directed), delta interacting protein 2
Exons: 11
Coding region: 1-1131 (376 amino acids)
Biological process (GO): error-free translesion synthesis
Cellular component (GO): nucleus; mitochondrial nucleoid
Molecular function (GO): DNA binding
Source: RefSeq, a predicted model, not a curated record
AUGGCUGCGUGUGCAAUUCGGCGUGGUCUCUGGUCAACAGUUAGCAAAUAUAACAAGAAACGUGUGCACAGAAUAUUAAGUGUGAUUGAAUAUAACAGUGGACUAGAACUAAAUAGACUACGCUUGCCAUGUUCGUCCUGUGGCUUGUUAAACUUCCAGCAGACGAGGUUUAUGUCGUCACGGAACAGGCCGGAAGGGAAGGUUUUGGAAGCGGUGGGAGUGUUUGAGGCACCCAAACACCACGGCAAAUACGAGACAGGCCAGCUUUUUCUUCACAGUGUAUUUGGCUACAGGGGCAUAGUGUUAUUUCCCUGGCAUGCCCGUCUCUACGACCGUGAUGUCACUCCCGUCUCUUCUGAAAGCAAACAGGAUCCACCUGGAUCGCACGGGUCUAAAGAAGUGAAAGGCAAAACACACACGUAUUACCAGGUCUUGAUCGACACCCGGGACUGUCCACAUAUAUCACAGCGGUCUCAAACAGAAGCGGUGACCUUUCUGGCGAGUCACGAUGACAGCAGGGCGCUCUAUGCCAUUCCAGGUCUGGACUAUGUCAGCCAUGAGGACAUCCUGCCAUACAACUCCACAGAGCAAGUCCCCAUUCAGCACGAGCUGUUUGAGCGGUUCCUCAUGUACAACCCCUCCAAAAAUCCCCCGUUCAGUGCACGUGACACCCUGCAGGCGUGGCAGGAGAAGAACCACCCCUGGCUGGAGCUCUCCGAUGUCCACCGGGAGACCACAGAGAGCAUCCGCGUCACCGUCAUUCCAUUCUACAUGGGCAUGAGGGAAGCUCAGAAUUCCCAUGUGUAUUGGUGGCGCUAUUGUAUUCGUCUGGAGAACAUGGGUGAUGAGGUGGUUCAGCUUAGGGAGCGACACUGGCGAAUCUUCAGCCUCUCGGGAACCCUGGAGACGGUCAGAGGGAGAGGAGUCGUGGGCAGAGAACCAGUGUUGUCGAAAGAGCAGCCAGCGUUCCAGUAUAGCAGCCAUGUUUCUUUGCAAGCGCCAAGCGGACACAUGUGGGGGACGUUCCGCAUCGAGAGGACUGACGGCUCCCACUUUGACGUUCGCAUUCCACCUUUCUCCCUGGAGAGCAACAAGGAGGACAAGGCGCCCCCUGCUGGCUACUCCUUCUGAUGCAACAACAAAAAACAUCAUCAACGACCCCAUAGCACCUCCUCACGUGACCUCCUGCUGUAGGCAGAUCCUUUGCACACAUCCACAGAAGCAGUAAUUCAGGUGCCAGAUAGUAGAUGCCUGGUGUGAGAAAAUGGUCUGCACACUGGGUAUAGUCAGUGGUCUCAAUGUCCUCAAUGGCAACGUUGUGAUCCACCUUAAUGAAACAUAAGUAUUUUGUGGAGCUUGCACCCACUGCAGACUACUUACUCUCGCCCUGCUUGUCAGCUGUAGGCAGGCAGAUCUUUGGGGUGCAAACCAAGCUACUUCCUCCUUUCCUCAUCUGUGGCCUCCAGCCUUGUGAGGCAAGCUCGACAUCAUAGAUUAUCAAGGUUUUUUUUAUUAAAUAAUCUGGCAAAAGCACACUUGAAAGGUCAUUCUCUCAUUUGCAGUCGUGAUGUUGAAUGGGGAAAGCACCCCUCUACCCCCCCAGAAGAACUCUUUGCAUUGGUUGACGGCGCAAUAACUUUAUUCUUUUCGCCACGAAGGUGGGGUAACAUUGAGGCAAGAGGCCAGAAGCCAUAGGAAAGGACAGGAGGUAGCAGUUUGGCUUGCAUAUUUUUAACUUUUCCUGUCGCUCCAGUGGAGAUGCAAUUGCAAUGCUGUCAGCGAUCACAGCGGUUUUGUUUUUCCUUGUGAUUUAAGUAAAGUUUCAAUGGUGACAUACCUCUCCAGUACUCUUAGCUAUGGCUUGUUUGCACCAUGCAUCCCCCCCCCCCCCUCUGAACAAGAAACAUGGUGGGAGUUACUGCUGGUGGUGAGGUGGCAGCAUACAUGAUGAUGUAUAGCUUAAGUUUUGUUGGUCAAGCACCUCGGUUCAGAUCCGGCCCUGUGGGCAAUACAAUAAUACAAAAUAAUCUGGAUCAUUCCUCUGUAUUAUUAUUAUUAUUUUUUUCAUUAAUUUAUAUUUUUCAGAAGACAAAUUGGUCCCGGAGGAUACUUUGGUAAAUUUGAUUAAUUUUAGUGGAACGUUUUGGAGACCGGCUAUGUUUUGGCCUUUCACCACCAUGUUAGAAUCAAGGGCUUGGUUUUGGGAGGGAAACCCCACCAGUGAUUUGGAUGGGGGUGUUACCAUGGCCCUCUGUGUAGUUGCGUUUUUUAAGAGGUAUGCCACUUUGUGAGGAAUGUUGGGUUUUUUAUCAGUAAACUCAAUUUGAAGAAAUUGACGCCUGCAAUUUACCUGCAAUGUACUGUAAAUAUGGUUGUUAACGCAUAAAAUAAACUUCAAUUUUGAAAAAAGAAA